Messenger RNA from Glycine soja, 2996 nucleotides. Its product is annotated as G-type lectin S-receptor-like serine/threonine-protein kinase At1g11300. The record is from RefSeq and is a predicted model, not a curated record. NCBI's taxonomy places the organism in Eukaryota, Viridiplantae, Streptophyta, Magnoliopsida, Fabales, Fabaceae. Gene Ontology annotation, biological process: recognition of pollen; protein phosphorylation. The transcript has 7 exons. Gene Ontology annotation, molecular function: protein serine/threonine kinase activity; ATP binding. Bases 153 to 2675 code for a protein of 840 amino acids.
CGGUGAAGCCAGUUCAUAUAUUCUACACACGUUAUUUGAACAGAUCAAAGAGAAAUUCUCUUUUGAAGUGUCCAUUCAUUGUGUUGGAGCAUAUUAGAAAUUCUCAUUUGCAUGCCAUAAACCGUUGACUUUAGGAGGGAAGUGUUUCAGUAAUGUGUUUCAGCAGCUGUGCAAACUUGUUCUUUGUUCUGUUCAUACUGUUUUGUUAUGUGUUGGAUGUUGCUAUUGCCGUAGACACCAUCACAUCAUCACAACCCGUCAAGGACCCUGAAACACUAAGAUCCAAAGAUGGUAACUUCACUUUGGGGUUCUUCAGUCCUCAAAACUCCAAAAACCGCUAUGUUGGAAUUUGGUGGAAAUCUCAGUCCACAGUCGUAUGGGUUGCUAACAGAAACCAACCACUGAAUGAUUCUUCUGGAAUUAUUACAAUCUCUGAAGAUGGCAAUCUUGUGGUGUUGAAUGGACAGAAACAAGUGGUUUGGUCAUCAAAUGUGUCCAACACAUCAUCCAAUACAACUUCCCAGUUUUCAGAUUAUGGCAAACUUGUACUUACCGAAACCACAACGGGAAACAUCUUAUGGGAUAGUUUUCAGCAACCUUCAGAUACAUUAUUGCCCGGCAUGAAACUUUCAAGCAACAGUACAAGUAUGAGAGUAAAACUUGCAUCAUGGAAAAGCCCCUCUAAUCCCUCUGUUGGGAGCUUCUCUUCGGGUGUUGUUGAACGCAUAAACAUACUUGAAGUGUUCGUUUGGAAUGAAACUCAACCAUAUUGGCGCAGUGGUCCAUGGAACGGUGGGAUAUUUACGGGGAUACCGAGCAUGUCACCAUAUCGUAAUGGUUUCAAAGGUGGGGAUGAUGGGGAAGCAAAUACGGAAAUCUAUUACACAGUUCCAAGUGCAUUAACAUUUACAAUCUAUAUGUUGAAUUCGCAAGGCCAAUAUGAAGAAAAGUGGUGGUAUGAUGAGAAGAAAGAAAUGCAACUUGUGUGGACAAGUCAAGAAUCAGAUUGUGAUGUUUAUGGCAUGUGUGGACCGUUCACCAGCUGUAAUGCACAGAGCUCACCCAUAUGUAGCUGUUUGAAAGGGUUUGAGCCAAGGAACAAAGAGGAAUGGAAUAGACAAAACUGGACUGGUGGAUGUGUUCGGAGAACACAAUUGCAGUGUGAAAGGGUCAAAGAUCACAACACAAGUAGAGAUACAAAGGAAGAUGGAUUUUUGAAACUGCAAAUGGUUAAAGUUCCAGAUUUUCCAGAAGGGUCCCCUGUUGAGCCAGACAUAUGCAGAAGCCAAUGCUUGGAGAAUUGCUCUUGUGUUGCAUAUACUCAUGAUGAUGGGAUUGGUUGCAUGUCUUGGACUGGGAAUCUACUUGACAUACAACAAUUCUCAGAAGGAGGACUUGAUCUAUAUAUUCGUGUAGCCCACACCGAACUUGAUAAAGGGACAAACACAAAAAUCAUCAUUACGAUAACAGUGAUAAUAGGAACUGUCAUGAUUGUUACUUGUGCAUAUGUCAUGUGGAGGACUUCCAAUCAUCCAGGCAGGAUAUGGAACUUAAUUAAAUCAGCAAGGAAAGGGAACAACAGGGCUUUUGUACGAUUUAACAAUGAUGAAACACCAAACCAUCCAAGCCACAAAGUAAUUGAAGAACUGUCACAAGUUACACUACCGGAGCUGUUACUGUUCAACUUUGAAAGGGUUGCAACAGCUACAAACAGCUUCGACUUGUCCAACAAACUUGGGCAGGGUGGUUUUGGUCCAGUGUACAAGGGAAAACUACAAGAUGGACAGGAAAUAGCAGUUAAGAGACUUUCUAGAGCGUCUGGACAAGGUCUAGAAGAAUUCAUGAAUGAAGUUGUGGUGAUUUCCAAGCUUCAACACCGCAAUCUUGUAAGACUUUUUGGCUGCUGUGCUGAAGGCGAUGAAAAGAUGUUGAUAUAUGAAUACAUGCCAAACAAAAGUUUGGAUGUGUUUAUCUUUGAUCAAUCAAGAAGUAAACUCCUUGAUUGGAGGAAGCGCAGUAGCAUAAUAGAAGGAAUAGCUCGAGGGUUGCUUUAUCUUCACAGAGACUCCAGACUAAGAAUUAUACACAGAGAUUUGAAGGCAAGUAAUAUCUUGCUAGAUGAAGAGCUGAAUCCAAAAAUAUCAGACUUUGGUAUGGCUAGAAUCUUUGGAGGGACUGAAGAUCAGGCCAACACUAAUAGGAUUGUUGGAACCUAUGGCUAUAUGUCCCCUGAAUAUGCAAUGCAAGGAUUAUUUUCAGAGAAAUCAGAUGUCUUUAGCUUUGGUGUUUUGGUACUAGAGAUUGUUAGUGGAAGAAGAAACUCAAGCUUUUACGACAACGUGCAUGCUCUUAGCCUUUUGGGAUUUGCCUGGAUACAAUGGAGAGAAGGCAAUACGUUAUCUUUAAUGAUGGAUCAAGAAAUACACGAUCCUAGUCAUCAUGAAGAUAUUUUAAGGUACAUACACAUAGGACUUCUUUGUGUACAAGAACAUGCUGUAGACAGGCCCACUAUGGCUGCGGUAAUUUCUAUGCUUAGCAGUGAGCUUGCGCUUCCUCCUCCAAGUCAACCUGCAUUCAUCCUGCAGCAAAAUAUGUUAAAUUUGGCGUCAUCUGAAGAAACUCUUAGAUGUUGCUCCAUCAAUAUUGUUAGUGUCACAGAUAUCCAAGGUAGAUAGCAAAUUUGAGAGGAGAAUCAAAUAUAGCUUUGGUCAAUAUACUUGUACCAAUGAUUUUAGUACCAGCCCUGUGGGUGGUUUUUGAGGCGAUGGCCCUGGGCACUUGGUUGAAGAGGGGGAAAACUGAAGGAAAAAAAAAAGUUUUCAAUUUUUUAGUAAUGACACUUCAACUUUCGAUUCCCAAAUUUCUAAACUCCUAUUCACAUGUAAUGGUUUUCAUUUGUAUCUCUUAUUAUGAGUUGAGAUAAUAUUUCGUAUGUAACAAACUAUACCAUUGUAAAAUAUAUAUGUGUAUAUUCACAUUUUAGAAACUUAAUUUCA